GUAGCAGUACUGCAUAUUUGAAAUAUUAUAGUAAAGUAGUAAUAAUAAAAGCAAUCGUUACUUAAACAUUUAAAUUAAUUUACAGAAUAGCAAAGAUAAAAUCAGGCGCUCUAUCACUCUAAUUUCCCAGCAAGUCGUCGUGACUUGAACGUCUCAUAUCCAUGGUGACAGCAAAUAGAAACACCGUGUAUGUCCAAAAUAAAAAGCAAUGAAACUGUAUGGUCAGGUAAGGAAAAGUGAAGCAGGAUUAAGCAAGUUGUUAUUGCACCACUGUUACAAUUAGAUGACUUAGAUAAAAGUCAUUAAAGACGUAUUUACCGGCUGCCAAUAAACCGCAUAAAUAAAUAGAGGAAGAAAGCAAGAACUCACAGAAAGAGUUGUUUGUGGUACAGACAAAACACAGUAAAUACUAACUGUAUUAAAGUAGUACGAACAAAGAUGUCCCAUCCAGGCUUUGUAAGCCGCCUCAACGACCAGGACCGGGAGUUGUACGAAAAGAAAGUUGCAGUAGCUGGGUUCUACAGGCAGAACAGAAUCCCAGAAGAGAUGGAGAAAGCUCUGAACCGGCUGUUUUUUAAGCAGCCGGAAGACGUUCACGGAUACCUGGCAAGUUACUUCACAAAACUUUCUGCAGCGCCAAGGAUAAACCGACUGAAUGGGCGAAAGGUUUACGACACUAGAGGACAGCUGUCGGUUGAAGUGGAGGUCUUUUGUAUCAUCUGCAAUGAAGAACAGAAUGUUUGCUCAGCUUCUGUCUCAAGCUGCUUUGGGUCAAAUGAGUAUUCUGUGGACUGGAAACCCAACUGCCAGGAGAGAGCUGAGCAUGUGAAGACUGCUAUUGAGUGGAUUAACGAGCCCUUGAAUGACAUGCUAAAGGGCUACAACCCUUGUGACCAGUCACAAAUUGACCAUUUAUUAAGUAAAUUCUUCAUGACGCAAUAUUUGGAGUGGAAAGACAUCCUUCAGAGAAAGGAAGAGGAAAAAAUCUAUGGCUCUGGGGAGUCUGACGAUGGAUGUCCUCCUCCAACAGCUGCUGCGCCCACUAAAGAGAAGAGGGGUGACAGUAGAGCUAAAAAAACCACCUCUAUAGAAAAGGCAUUACCUCCUACUGAGCCAACGGAACCGGUUGUGCCUGGGAGCUUGGGGAUUGGAUCAGUAUCUCUGGCUGUUGCCAAAGCAGGGGCCAAAGUACAAGGCAUUCCACUCUACAAACACAUAGCAUCUCUGAAAACCCAAGAGACUCCAGCACAGUUACACAUCCCUAUCUGUCUGGUCACGUUGAUGAGUUGUGGAAAGGGUUCUCCCGGAAAACUGAGAUUAAUGGAGGAAGUUAUCCUGAUUCCAAAAGCAGGACAGAGUGUUACCGAGAUCAUCACAAUGACCUUUGAGUUACAGAAGGAGAUGAUGAAAAUAAUGAACGCGUCAACAAAAGCAGGGGUCACUCAGGCUGUUAUGCAUGAUAGUGGAGCACCGAUCCUGGGCUUUGAAAGAGCCGAGCAGCCGCUGGAACUCGUAGCUGAAGCUUCGGCUAACCUUGGGCUGGCACUUGGAGCAGAGAUCUACUUAGCCGUGAACUGUGCCGCCGCUGAGCUCAUGGACCAUUCUAAAGGAAAGUACGAAGUUGCGACGGGAAUGUUUAAGUCUCCGGAUGAAUUACUGGAUUUGUACCAAAGCCUGAUCAACAAAUUCCCAGCUCUGGUGGCUUUAAUAAACCCAUUUAGAAAAGAGGACAACGAGCAGUGGGAGAAGCUGAGGAACGCGAACACAGACUCCUGUUCACUGCUAUUCGAGGGAAAGGCCCCGCCCCCUCCAGCAGUCAGAGGUUACGUGGUAAAACACAUCCACGACACCACUGUCAGCGAUUUGGUUCACUUCGCGUCAGAAAAGCAAGGUAAUAGAUUAACUGAUUCAGAAUUACAGUUCAGGCAAGAAAGAAAACGGCAUGUUUCACUCAGACACUGUGUUCUCCCCCCUCAGGCUGUGGGUCUCGGACUGGACUAUAUCAAACUGGGAGGUCUGAUCGGUGCUGAGAGGAUGACAAAGUACAACCGCCUGCUUUCUAUAGAGGAAGAACUGGCCCAACGAGGAGCCCAGGUCUAUAAGGAGAGCCACUCUGCUCCACUGCCUGCUGAAAAAAUAAAAGAGGCGCAGAUGCUGCACGAGCAGACGCAGCAAGAACUUCAGCAGCAGCAGCAGCAGCAAGACAUGGCCGAAGCAGAGGGAGCUCCAUCAGAGGCCUGAUGGGAGAUCGCAACUCCCAGCUUCUGCGAAGACCAGUAAAUGUUUGACUUCUUUUUUACACCGCGGAAAGAAACCUUGCCACACGAUUGAACGACGAGCGUGACGUGAGGAGCCUCGGCAGGAAGACCUCAUUAGAUACGGAGGAUAUGAAGAGACAAACGGACACAAAGACUUCUUUUCUUUCCUCCUCGUCCCCCUCCGAAGCGGCUCCACCGUUCCCUGACACUCUACCCUCCGACAUGUUAUCCAUGAUAAUUCACCCAUCCUUCUGCAAACCUUUGUCACCUAAGCACGGCGAAUGUGCCGUUCCACACGCGAGAUUAAAGUGUAAUCCCCUUCCUAAGGCACUUCCUGUUUCUGCGCUUGUUCCUAAAUGUGCGGUUCAAUAAAGUUUAAAGCCUUUGAAGAGCA
Molecule: messenger RNA, 2652 nt
Organism: Cynoglossus semilaevis (tongue sole)
Lineage: Eukaryota; Metazoa; Chordata; Actinopteri; Pleuronectiformes; Cynoglossidae
Gene: eno4
Product: enolase 4
Exons: 12
Coding region: 439-2241 (600 amino acids)
Biological process (GO): glycolytic process
Cellular component (GO): phosphopyruvate hydratase complex
Molecular function (GO): phosphopyruvate hydratase activity; magnesium ion binding
Source: RefSeq, a predicted model, not a curated record